Messenger RNA from Schistocerca americana (American grasshopper), 2367 nucleotides. RefSeq names its product alpha-L-iduronidase. The transcript has 15 exons. Lineage: Eukaryota; Metazoa; Arthropoda; Insecta; Orthoptera; Acrididae. Gene Ontology annotation, molecular function: L-iduronidase activity. Gene Ontology annotation, biological process: carbohydrate metabolic process. The record is from RefSeq and is a predicted model, not a curated record. Bases 219 to 2114 code for a protein of 631 amino acids.
AACCUCGUCGACCCCUGUGCCUCGACGCAGAGAUUUCGCCCAGUCGCAAAGCAUGGUAAUUGGGCGAAUGCCUGUGUCGAAUGCUUUGGCGUGAUUCCUGCGGUUGCGACCGGUACUCCAACGAACCUAAUUUCGAAUGUCCAGCAAUAAUUUCAGUGAUUUGCAAGUUACAGGUUAGAGCACAACUGAAUGUCCUAUAGAACAACCCACUACUUACCAUGAUGACUUUUUAUAAGACGACAAUAUUUCUCUGUGUUAUAAUUGUUCCUGCAAGAAGAAGUUGUGAACUGGAAGCAUACAUUGAUUUGAUGUCUCCUCCAGUAGGUCCUCUAAACCAUUUUUGGGACAGCACUGGUUUCAGCCCUUCUUCACCAUCAGAAGCACGCUCUUUCCUGCUGUCUUAUCCUGAAAAGUUGAAUUUAGUGCUAAUUGGGGCACUGCCAAACUCUGCCAUAAGGCAUGUUCGUAUUCACUGGAUGCUUGACCUGAUUGAUUACAGGAAUUCUGAGUAUGACUUCACUCUGCUGGAUCAGUUCAUUGGGUGGCUACAGAAGUUAGGAAUUUCUCCAGGCUUUGAGUUGAUGGGUAAUCCUGGUCAUUUGUUUAAUGACUUUGACAAUGCAACUCAGGUUCAUAUGUGGCAAGAUGUAAUAGAAAAUAUAGUUCGAAGAUAUGUUGGUCAAUAUGGAUUGGAUACUGUUUCCAAUUGGCGAUUUGAGACAUGGAAUGAGCCUGACUUGAAAAUGUAUAAUACUCUGAAUUUUACACUUUCAGGUUAUAUAAAUUAUUUCUCUGCCACUACUGCAGGAAUUUCAAGAGCAGCAGGACAAAAAAUUCGUGUUGGAGCCCCAGCCGGACUUUUCAAGGCAGAAUCUCACCAUCCUCUUUGCUGGGGAUUGCUAAAACACUGUGAAAUAAAAGAGUGUCCAUUGUCUUUCUUAUCUUUCCAUAGGAAAGGUAACAGGACAGCAAAUCUUGUGACUAAAGGAAGUGUUGAUCUAAUAAAAGAUCUGAGGCAGAAAUUUCCCAAGCUUUCAAUGAUACCAUUAGCCAAUGAUGAAGCUGAUCCGCUGUCUGGAUGGUGGAAAGAUGAGGAAUGGAGAAGUGAUGUGCGGUAUGCAGCAAUGAUAACUCACAUAAUUUCCAACUUUCAAAUCAAAGUGAUUGAUGAACUGAAAUUACCACUGUCAUUCAUUAGCAAUGAUAAUGGCUUUCUGAGUUCACAACCUCAUAGUUUCACUCAACGCAGUUUGUUGGCAAGAUUUCAGAUGAGUGCAACUACACCUCCUCACCAGCAAUUCUUCCAGAAACCUGUGUAUGCAGUUAUGGGACUCUUAUCCCUGCUUGGAAAGGCUGAAAUGAGAUCUAGGUUCUUAGAACCAGACAAAAAGGUUUUUUUGCUAGCAAGUACUGACUAUGAACCACAGUGGAGUGCUUCAGUUUUAAUCACCUACAGUGAUGAUAUAAAAACAGAACCACCCACCAUAAAAAAUCUUACACUGAAGAUAAAUAAUAUUCCUUAUAAUGAAGAUUCCAACACCAGUUAUGCCAUCUACAUUUUGAAUAAUUUUGAAACAAAUCCAUAUCAGAUUUGGAAAGAUGCUCAGUUUCCCUCUUUCCCUGAUUAUGAAUUAAGAAGACGGAUGAGAGAUGCUGAGGGACCAAAACGACUGCAGCUAGAAGCUGUAAGCAACAGGAAGUCGCUACAAAUUUUUCUUCCAUUGACAUUACCAACAGUCGCUCUUAUAUUUUUUUGUUCAUCAGAGAAUAACAGUCCUUCAUUUGGACAGGUUACGAAGUUAAAGGCAUUUAAUAUUACAUUCAAUGAAGUACUUCUCACAUGGAGCGAUAAAGAAAUAAACACAAGGUGCAUAAAAACUUAUGAAAUUGAAUUUAUGCAUGUGUCCAGAGAGAAUAAGGGCACCAGUGUGUUCAGAAGAAUUAAUACAAAGGAUAGCAUUUUUUUAUCCUUUCAUUUUGCUCCACUACUGCAUCUUGGCCCUCAGAACGGUGAUGAAGAAGUCCGGGGACUCUACCGAGUUCGUCUAGUAGAUUUUUGGCAACACGGUGGACCUUAUUCUGAUGUAAUUGAGUAUCCUAAAAGCAGAGCUUAGGAUGUGAUUUCAUCUUCUUUAAUUAAAUACUUAUUCAGGGUAUGUGUACAGUACUAGAAAUAAAUUAAUAGAUGUGUUUCCACAUUGUGAACAUGAUAUGAAUGUACUACAUAUACACAUUUGUAAAAUGGAAAUGUGUUUGAUGUACUUUAAAUAACAUAGAUUGUUGAUGAAUUAUUGCUGUGCACACAGCAUGUAAAUAAUUGUGUAUUGUAUAAUUAAACUGUGUAACUGUAAGAGUAUUUAUCUUAUA